UUCUUAACUGCAACCUUGCUAUCUCGAUUUUUAUUCCACAAAAUAAUUUCCGAUGUAAGGAUUUGGAGCACGAGCGUUCUUGUCGGGGUAAAAUAGGAUCCGAGAUCAUCCAUUGUAUUAUUGAUUAAAAAGAAAUUGCAGAUUUGUACACUUUAAAUAUUCAAAAUGGUUCGAAUGAAUGUGUUAGCAGAUACUUUGAAAUCUAUAAAUAAUGCAGAAAAGCGUGGCAAAAGGCAAGUUUUAAUACGUCCAUGCUCCAAAGUUAUCAUUAAAUUUCUCACUGUCAUGAUGAAACAUGGUUACAUUGGAGAAUUCGAAAUUGUAGAUGACCACAGGGCUGGAAAGAUUGUAGUCAAUCUGACAGGACGAUUGAACAAAUGUGGUGUCAUCAGCCCACGGUUUGAUGUCCAGCUCAGAGAUUUGGAAAAGUGGAUGAGGAAUUUGUUGCCCUCCAGACAGUUUGGAUACCUAGUGCUCACCACUUCUGGAGGUAUUAUGGACCAUGAGGAAGCAAGGAGAAAACAUUUGGGGGGCAAAAUUUUAGGAUUCUUCUUUUGAUGUAAUAUAAUUGAAAAAUAAAAGUGAAAAAAUUAA
This is a messenger RNA of Argiope bruennichi, 594 nucleotides long. Its product is annotated as 40S ribosomal protein S15a. Gene Ontology annotation, cellular component: cytosolic small ribosomal subunit; ribosome. Gene Ontology annotation, molecular function: structural constituent of ribosome. The transcript is spliced from 4 exons. The coding region runs from base 166 to 558 and encodes 130 amino acids. NCBI's taxonomy places the organism in Eukaryota, Metazoa, Arthropoda, Arachnida, Araneae, Araneidae. Gene Ontology annotation, biological process: translation. The record is from RefSeq and is a predicted model, not a curated record.